This is a messenger RNA of Triticum dicoccoides, 1840 nucleotides long. RefSeq lists its product as uncharacterized. Lineage: Eukaryota; Viridiplantae; Streptophyta; Magnoliopsida; Poales; Poaceae. The transcript is spliced from 2 exons. The record is from RefSeq and is a predicted model, not a curated record. Bases 184 to 1266 code for a protein of 360 amino acids.
GCCUCAUGUUCUUUCCUCUCCCCUACUACUCCCCGUCUCCCUUCCUCGCCCUUCUCCUACCUAUCCACUCUUCUCCCUUGCGGCCACACCUCGUCGCUGGUUUAAGAUCCGGCAGCCGGCCCCCUUCCGCCCGGAGGAACUUCGGCGGGAGAGCAGUUCCCUUGCACCCCAGGUUUCAGAGUUAUGGCGAGAUUUCCAAGAGCCCGAAACCUCCCAGCUCGUCGAGGUAGGUCAUCUUCAUCUGAUGCGCGUUCCAGCUGUUGGAAGACAAAAGAAGCAGACGAACAGAGUGAUUUGCCAUUGGCCUGUGAGAAAAGAGAAUGGAAAGGUGCAACUUGCCCAGUUUGCUUGGAGCAUCCACAUGAUGCCGUCCUCCUCCUCUGUACUUCUCACCACAAGGGUUGCCGGCCUUAUAUGUGUGGCACCAACUACCAUCACUCUAACUGUCUUGAACACUUCAAAGAAGCUUAUGCGAAAGAGAAAUUGGCCCUUGGUGAUUCCGCCGAGUCCGCACUUAACCUUCCAUUUUCUCCAAACACAGAACCAGCAAACAAGCAUCCAUCUACAAUGGAACUUGCAUGCCCUCUGUGCCGUGGGGAUGUUAAAGGAUGGACUGUGGUUGAACCUGCUCGUCAGUAUCUCAACCGCAAGAAGAGAGCAUGUGUGCAUGAUGCCUGCUCGUUCGUUGGUUCAUAUAGAGAACUUUGCAAGCAUGUGAACUCCAAACACCCUUCAGCAAAACCUCGUGAGGUUGAUCCUGCACUUGCAAGUGAGUGGAAAAAGUUUGAAUGUGAAAGAGAGCGCCAGGAUGCAAUCAGUACUAUCAGGGCUUCGAACCCAGGAGCUGUGAUUAUGGGGGAUUAUGUACUUGAAUUGAACGGUGGCAGCAACAACAGUAUGUUCGCUGAUGGAGAUGAAUUUGACUUGGAGAGACUCAACUUCUUCACUUCCAUGGAUCGCACCCUGAACGAGAGGAUCGACUUCUAUGAAUCUUCAGAAGGUAGUUUGGAUGAGAGCAUCGACUUCCUGGCAUCCUUAUUUGGCCGUGGCAGGCGGAUCACAAGUGGAGACUCACACAGCAGGGCUUACAGAAGGCACAGGGAGAGGCCUAGGCGUAACCACCUGGGCAUAUCAGUUGAUUCUUCUGAUAUCCGGCAAGAUCCAGUCAACACUCAAAGGGGGCAGCGAGUUGCUGCUGUUCGAGGGAGAGCCCCACGGCGGCACCAUCCUAUGGUGACUCACGUGAGGUCGACACGUGGGAGCUGAGGGUUUUAAACUGCCAUGGGGCCCUGUUCAUUCUAUCCAUGCGCGAGUUAGGCAAAAAUAACGCAGCUGUGAUGGGCAAUGCCUGGUUCUCAGAGGUCCAUCAGGUUCUUCCCUUUUCGCUUUGUUUCGUCGCUGAGACGGCACGCAGCAACAGAGGACGCAGGUUGGACUGGGAUCUCUCUGUUCGGCGAUGCUCAUGCCUGUAGUAUAUGCUCUGCUGCAUAUGAUUGGGGGCCAAAGCAGUGCUGUUUUUCCUGUGCUGCCUUGCAUGGAUUUUGAUGUGAAUGCCCCUUGCCUUUAUUUUAUUUUCUUGAUCAUUUGUAAAACUAUGGACGGGUUGUUAUCUGGCGAUUGCUACAUGUGUCGUUUGUAUUGCUGCGACGAACUGGAUUGUGCAGUCGAUUUGAUCCGCGAGCUUGUUAUUCAUGUGUGGAACUUCUUUAUGGUUCUAUUGUAUUAGCUAUUGCUGUGGCUUAUUAUCAGCCAGUUAUUGGUAUGUAAUAUUGUAGGCUGCUUUGGUACAAUAGAUGUGUACCUGGAUUGUUGAAAGAAUUCCAUUACCAUAUGCUUCUCU